Adineta steineri is the source of this 1212-nucleotide messenger RNA. The record is from the annotation of a GenBank genome assembly. Lineage: Eukaryota; Metazoa; Rotifera; Eurotatoria; Adinetida; Adinetidae.
AUGAAUUAUAGUUGUGCAAUAGAUCCCAAUAGGUUACUUAAAUAUCCUCGUGAACGAAUUAUCUCAGUACAAGAGCAACAAAAAACUAGAGAAGAAGUUCUACCAGAAUAUAAUCUAAAUAGUCUUCGACGAGGAUUUGGUCAACUAAACGAUAUUCAAUAUGAAACAGUAAAAUUAGGCAAACCAUCUCUAGUUAUACAUUCAUCAACAUUAGAAAAAAAUGAAAAUGAUAUUGUUACAUUUACAAAUUAUGUACUCAAUGAACUUGCUAAAACUGAAUUAAGGAAACGAUUUGCUAUUGUUCAUACAGAAAAAUAUAUUUAUAUCGUUGGUGGUUAUAUUUAUGAUCCUCAGAUUCCAGUACGAAGAAAAGCUCUGCACGAUUACAAGUACGAUAUACAAACGAGUAAAUUAAUACCUAUACAAGCAUUACCAAACGCAGCUAUUUGCUUUGGAUUGUGCUGUGAUGAAAAUUAUAUUUAUGCGAUUGGAGGAAAUACUCUUGAUAAUAAAGUACUAACUGAUUGUUAUGGUUUGAUGUUGAAGAAUUCUAAUGAAACAUGGAUAAAACUACCUGAUCUUCCAGCACCAACAAGUGGACCUGGAGUAGGUGUACAUAAUAAUAUAUUGCAUUGUAUUGGAGGAUAUGAUAUUCUUGGAAAUAAAUCAAUCGCUCAUGGUGAAUAUCUUACACUUCGAUAUCCACAAGAUAAACAAUGGCGAUAUGUUUCUCAAAUCGAUACUGUUCGUGCUCUACCAUUAGUUUUUAUUAUUCCAGGUAAUUCAAUUAAUGAACAAAAUGUAUACGUUGCAGGUGGUUUCAAUGUUAAUUCACAUACUCAUAAAACAUAUAUUGUACCUGAUCUUCAAGUAUUUAAUCAAAUAACUCAACGUUGGCAACGUGUUACAGCAAUUCCUGAUUUAGAACUAUCACAUGCAUUGUCAUUUAAUAAUGAUAAAUUACAUAUUAGUGAAAUAAUUGAAUUACCUAAUGAAUUACCAAUGACAAAUAUUUUACGUAGUUUUGAUCUUCAAAAACUUAUUUGGACCAAUGGAAAAGAUAAUAAUGAUAACAAAAGAAUAAAGAUACCAGAGAAACCAUUACAGUCAUCAUCUAAUCUUUCAUCGGAUGUAAAAAAAAUACCAAAUAUACUUGCUAAAACAAAGAUAUCAACAUUAAAGUUUGCUACAUUUUUUAAAUCUAUUUUGUAA